This is a messenger RNA of Lathyrus oleraceus (garden pea), 1306 nucleotides long. RefSeq lists its product as uncharacterized. Lineage: Eukaryota; Viridiplantae; Streptophyta; Magnoliopsida; Fabales; Fabaceae. Bases 168 to 1133 code for a protein of 321 amino acids. The record is from RefSeq and is a predicted model, not a curated record. The transcript is spliced from 3 exons.
CAGCUUUGAAAAAAUAUACCGCAUAAUUAAUGGUAACAGAGAUAAAAGCAGUAACCAUUCCUAAUUUUCACACUGUCCCAAUUUAUUUAGUUUUUCUCAAAAUAAAGAGAAGCAUGUACAGUUGUUUCUGUUUUGCCAUUGUGUGAGAAGAAAAAAAAGAGAGAGAAAUGAGAGGAGGAAGAAUGCACAGAAAAACAGACUCAGAAGAAACAACCAACAGCAACGAACAAUCUUCCUCCUCUCCGCCGCGUUCACCUCCGCGGCGACCACUUUACUACGUCCAGAGUCCUUCAAACCACGACGUCGAGAAAAUGUCUUACGGUUCGAGUCCUAUAGGUUCACCGCAUCAUCAAAAUUUCCACUACUACAUCUCUUCUCCCAUUCAUCACUCUCGCGAAUCUUCCACCUCUCGUUACUCCGCUUCGCUGAAAAACCCUCGCAACAUUCCAGCUUCCUCUUGGAAGAAACUGAAUAACAGGAACAGUCAUGACGAUCUUGACCUAGACGAAGACGAAGACGAUGGAGGCGUUUAUGACAAUACUCGCAAUUUUCGGUUGUAUUUUUGCUUCUUCGUGCUCUUCGUGGUGCUUUUUACUCUGUUUUCGUUGAUUCUUUGGGGUGCUAGCAAAAGCUACAAGCCUCGGAUCGUUGUUAAGAGUAUAGUGUUUGAGAAUCUGAAUGUACAAUCUGGGAACGAUGGAACGGGAGUACCAACAGAUAUGUUGUCAUUGAAUUCAACGGUUAAGAUCUUAUACAAAAAUCCUGCAACUUUCUUUGGUGUGCAUGUCACGUCAACUCCUCUGCAACUUAGCUAUUACCAGCUCACACUGGCUUCUGGCCAGAUGCAGGAGUUCUAUCAAUCAAGGAAGAGUCAUAGGAUGAUAGCUGUUGUGGUGUUUGCAUACCAAGUUCCACUCUACGGUGGGGUCUCGGUUCUUGGAAAUAGUAACACAGAACACAUGAACAGUGUUGCAUUACCAAUGAACCUAACGUUUGAAGUGAGAUCAAGAGCUUAUGUUUUGGGAAGAUUGGUUAAGUCUACAUUCUACCGGAGAAUCAGAUGUUCAAUCACCAUCCAUGGAAACAAGCUUGGAAAACAUCUUAAUUUGACUGAUUCAUGUGUCUACAAGUAAUCAUUUAUUCAUGUCUACUGGGUCCUGCUUUUGGUGAUGAUACAAAGUGUUCUUGUGUUCUAUGUCCUUUUAAUUUCUUGCUUAUGCUGUAUUUGUUGAGGCCUAACAUGAUUGUAUCACUUUUACUACAAAACUAAUGAAAUUAAACUGCUAAUCUCACCUAGCUUUAUGCA